This is a messenger RNA of Rhizophagus irregularis DAOM 181602=DAOM 197198, 3819 nucleotides long. RefSeq lists its product as uncharacterized. Gene Ontology annotation, molecular function: protein binding. NCBI's taxonomy places the organism in Eukaryota, Fungi, Glomeromycota, Glomeromycetes, Glomerales, Glomeraceae. The record is from RefSeq and is a predicted model, not a curated record.
UUACUUGAGGUUAUUAUUUAUAUCUUUUCGAGACAAAAGAACUUUUAUUUUUUUCCCAGUAUAUUUCAGUGAAACUUAAGUUUAUACUAGUAGAUUUAGGUUUUACACUUCGAAACUAAUAAUGAAAAACAGCAAAGCUUCAACUUUUAAAGUUGACACAAAUAUCGUUUCUGAAGGCUGUCAAUCACCUUCGCCAUCAACGCCAAUGUCAGCUUCUAUUCCUCUCAACUCGAGUAAAAAGUCUUCGACAUCCUCUUCAAAAGAGAACCUUACUUCUCAAUUUAGAUUACCUACUGUAGCUAACGUUUCUUUGGCUCCUACCACAACAACUACUGUGGUCACAACUACAACUACUACGACAACUUCGUUUCCACCACUAAUAUUGAAACCACCACCUCUACCAAAACAUUUAGAUCCUAAAGAAUAUCCCCUUGCUGAUACUCCCACUCCUCCUGCUUUAAAACGGUUUUGUUUUGAUUUAAAUGGUCAGCCAGCUUAUAUUCGCGAGGAUGAAGAUUCUGAGCAACAAAUAAUCAAGCUCCAAGAAGCCCUAUAUAAUAUGCGAGCAUCCGGGCCCACUACUUCGACAUCAAGGACGGUUAAAACUAGUACGAGUUCCACUCAUCAAUCAUUUAAUGAUAAUUAUUCGGAGACUAAAACUACAGGAUCUGGUGCUCGUAAAAGACCCGCAUCACCUGACGAGCCUUCAUCGUUUGAUUUAUCUUCUGCAGGUCAGCAACAGUCAAAUAGCAGCAGUAGCGGUUCUCAUGGUAGAAAUAAUUCGCUUUCUCGUAGGUCUUUAUCUCCGCCACAUAAAAAAGUUCGUGCAAAAGCUGUUGGUAAUUUACCAGAACAAGACAACGAGCUGGCCUCACGACAAUUGAUGGAAUUAGAAUUUCGUAAUGCCAGUUCCAACCAAGUAAAUAUACCAAGAACAAAUACCCCGAUGAGUAAUGUUCAGAGUGAAUUGACUCUUCAACCAACUCCUUCCACAAUUACUUCUACAAGGCACUAUAAUAAUAAUAUAUCUGCUUCAAACCUUGGAAUGGAUACUCCUUCUACUGCAAGAAGCACUCAUUCCUCAGCUUUACCGUCACCAUCUCUGUCCCCUAUCAUUGGAGGUUCUUCCUCAAAUGGAACAAAUCAAUUUGAUAAUUUCUUUGCUGACCACACGGGCCACGAAGAAGCGGACAGUGAUGACAUAACUGUUGAUGAACCUGUGAAUCAUCAUGAAAAUUGGAGUGUUCAGCAGACAAAUAAUAUGAUGAUUGAUUCAAUUAAUACUCCUAGUCUUUGGGAUUUGAACACCAUGUUGGCCACAUUUGAUGCCUUACCAUCUUCGAUGAAAUCUUAUAUGCUUUUCCAACUACUUAGACGUUGUCGUACAAAUACCCUUCAAUACGUUAGUAAUAUUAUUUUGCCUGCAUUAAGAAAAGAUUUUGUUGGAAUGCUCCCACUUGAGCUUAGUUUACACAUUGUAAGAUAUUUAGAUGCACCUAGUAUGUGUAAAGCAGCUCAAGUAAAUAAAAGGUGGAGAAAUGUAAUAGAUGGGGAUAGUUUAACAUGGCAGCGUCGACUUAUGGCAGAUGGUUUUGGUGUUGAUGAAUCAGAAGAACAACGUGCUAUAGCCGAAAAUUGGGGACUUUUACGUUCAAUAAAUAGUUCACAUAAUAGAAGCAGGCAACUAGACGGUACCAGUAAUAAUAAUGAAAGUGGUACGUCAUCUUCUGAAGAAAGGACUGUUGUAGAAAUUGAUGAUGAUGACACUGAUAACAUGAGAAUUGUUACAGAAGAGAAUAGAUUAGAAGGCUCAUCAAGAUUAGCUACUACAUAUAAUCUUAAUGAUAAUAAUAAUAUGGCUGUAGAUGAUAUGGAUUAUAUAAUAAUCGAAAAAAAUAAUAAUAAUAAUGCGUUAGAAAUAGAUGAAAAUGAUAAUGAUGGUUUACAAGAUUCAUACACACUCUCACCUACAGGUACUGAUGAACAAUCUUCUUCAACAGGUGUAAGCUCUUCAUUGUUCGUUAAUUCUUCAAUACAACAAGACAAGGGAAAAGCCAGAGCAGAUGGGGAUUGGAGUAGUUUUAGAGUGGACGAACAAGAACCUCAUCAAGAUGAUGAUCGUCCAUAUGACGGUGACGAUAGUGAUGUUGACGCAAUGUCUCAGGAAAGUAGCGACCGAGCUGAACUUUCUGAUGAAAGGCUUCCUCUACCGCCUUCAGCUGACCACCCUUUUAAAGCUAUUUAUCGUCGUCAUUAUCUUAUGCGACAAAAUUGGCUUCAUGGACGUCAUAAACACAUCUCAUUUCCUGGUCAUGGAAAUAAUGUCGUUACUUGUUUACAAUUUGACUCCGACAAGAUUAUUUCAGGUUCUGAUGAUCAAUGUAUCAAUGUUUAUGAAACCGCUACUGGUAGAUUGAUUAAUCGACUUAUGGGACAUGAUGGAGGUGUAUGGGCACUACAAUAUGUAAAUAAAACAUUAGUAUCAGGUUCUACAGAUCGAACUGUACGUGUUUGGAAUCUUGAAACUGGUGAAUGUACUCAUGUAUUUCCAGGACAUACUAGUACCGUUCGCUGUCUCCAAAUUAUAAUGCCACAAAAUGUUAACACUAAUCCAAAUGAACCACCCAUUGUGGAACCACCAAUUCCGCUAAUCGUUACUGGUUCAAGAGAUUCAACUUUGAAAGUCUGGCGUCUACCAAAUCUUGACUCCGAUCCACCAUUUCAACCUGCCAUCCCUUCAUCACCUUCCGAUAAUACGCAAUAUGCUGAUAAUCCUUAUUAUCUUCGUACACUUUCUGGACAUACACAUUCCGUUCGUGCUUUAGCGGGUGUUGGUAAUACUUUAGUUAGUGGCAGUUAUGAUUGUUCGGUAAGAGUAUGGAACAUUAUGACCGGUGAUUGUGUUUGGCGAUUACACGGGCAUCAACAAAAAGUGUAUUCCGUUGUACUGGAUGCUAAACGCAAAAGAUGUAUGAGUGGUAGUAUGGAUGGCACCGUAAAAGUUUGGAAUUUAGAAGAUGGAACAAAUAUAUGGACAUUGGAAGGACAUUCUUCUCUUGUUGGUCUUCUUGAUCUUUCACAUGAUUAUCUUGUUUCUGCCGCUGCCGAUUCAAGUCUCCGUAUUUGGAAUCCCGAUGAUGGCACAUGCAAACAUGUUUUAACCACACAUUCUGGUGCAAUUACAUGUUUCCAACAUGAUGAAAGUAAGGUAAUUUCGGGUUCGGAUGGAACACUUCGCAUGUGGGAUGUCAAGACUGGCCGUCAUGUGCGUGAUUUAUUGAAUGGUUUAAGCGGCGUAUGGCAAGUCAGAUUUGAUGAACGUAGAUGUGUGGCUGCUGUUCAAAGAAAUUCAGUGACUUGGUUUGAAGUUUUAGAUUUUGGUGUAUACGGAAUUGAGGAAGAUGGAUCACAAGGAAACAGUUGCAUGGAUGAAAAUGGCGUUUGGGUUGAUAGAAGGAUAGUCGUACUGAACGGUGGUACUGGUGAAGAAUAAUAAUAGAAAAAUUUUAAUAAAAAUAUUAAAAAAUUAAUAUGAUGUACUAGUGUAAUGAAAUAAUGAAAUUAUUUUAUCAUAAUUUGAUAAUUUUUGUUAAUAUUUUAAUUACUUACACUAGAAGGCUUCAAGUUAUUUAUACUUGUUUCUAUAUACAAAGACUUAUGAACUUGAAAAUUUUUUAUCUCAAAAUUCUUGACAUUUAUAUUUUAUUCAUCCUUACUUUUAAUUGUUAAAUAUACUCAUCUAUUACUACUAAGUUACACUUGUAUUCUUGUAUUUUAUAUUUUUUCUUAUUUUUUUUUACAAAAGCUAGAAAAAAAAAA